Molecule: messenger RNA, 2506 nt
Organism: Papilio machaon (common yellow swallowtail)
Lineage: Eukaryota; Metazoa; Arthropoda; Insecta; Lepidoptera; Papilionidae
Gene: polo
Product: serine/threonine-protein kinase polo
Exons: 12
Coding region: 226-2034 (602 amino acids)
Biological process (GO): mitotic cell cycle; protein phosphorylation; regulation of cytokinesis
Cellular component (GO): spindle pole; centrosome; cytoplasm
Molecular function (GO): protein serine/threonine kinase activity; ATP binding; protein binding
Source: RefSeq, a predicted model, not a curated record
UGUUGAAGUGUGCGGACAUAUUGUAGUGCUUACAUGUGUUGUAGUGAGUUGAACGAGAUGCCAGGACCGGACUCCGAGUCCACUGGAAAGAAUUUAUCACAGCAUCGGAACUGUUUGUGGUUGAAACUACAAUCUGUGAUCAGUUCCUCGCAUUGUUUGUGAACCUAAAAAAGGGGCUUAGAUGCAAACCUGAUUCAUGAAAACGUAAGUGAAAGUUAAUUUAUAAUGACGUCUAUCAAGGAAGAUGAAAAGAAAGAAAUACCCGAAAUAAUUCAAGAUCCUCAAACAAAGAGCACAUAUCACAGAUUGCGGUUUUUCGGAAAGGGAGGCUUUGCAAAAUGCUACGAAAUCCAAGACAUCGCCACCAACCAGGUGUACGCGGGGAAAAUUGUUUCAAAAAAGCUUAUGGUAAAGUCGAGUCAAAAGGAAAAAAUGGCUCAGGAGAUCUCUAUCCACCGCUCACUGCAACACAAACAUGUGGUGGGCUUCCAUAGCUUCUUUGAGGACUCACUCAACAUUUACAUUGUACUGGAGCUCUGCAAGAGAAGGUCCAUGAUGGAAUUACAUAAGCGUAGAAAAGCCAUCACAGAGCCUGAAACAAGGUUCUAUAUGCGUCAGAUAUUACUCGGUGUGCAGUAUCUACACAGCCGGAGGAUUAUACACAGAGAUCUUAAGUUGGGAAAUCUUUUCCUUGACGAUGACCUGUGCGUUAAGAUUGGAGAUUUUGGACUAGCAGCUAAAAUUGAAUAUGAAGGAGAGAGAAAACAGACUUUAUGCGGCACACCAAAUUACAUAGCUCCUGAGAUAUUGACAAAGAAGGGGCACUCCUUCGAAGUGGACAUUUGGAGUUUGGGCUGCAUCAUGUACACCCUGCUUGUGGGAAAGCCACCUUUUGAAACAUCAACUCUCAAAGACACAUACAAAAGAAUCAAGCAGUGUGAAUACAGUGAGGGGAUAUAUCUAGCGCUGCAUACUUGUUGUGCGGGCCCCUGGAAAACAUUUGGUACUCGGUACGCUCAGGCCGUAGUCAACGACAAUACACGCAAGAUGCGUUACAGGGUACCAACAACGCUGAGGAAGCCGGCGACCUCAAUGAUCGUGCUCCAGCUGCAGGCCAACCCUGCGCUGCGGCCCUCGGUGGACAAGCUGCUGCGACACGAGUUCUUCUCGUCGGGCAUCUUACCGGCCGCGCUGCCGCUCUCCUGUCUCACCACCGCACCCCGCACAGACCAGCUCGAGGGCAUGAUGCAACGACGCCCGCUCAACGAAGUCAACAAUAUUAACAAUGUUGGCAUGGCGGCCAGCAUACCGGCCCAGGUGAAGGCGGAGCCGCGCACUGGCGAGUCCAGCUCACACCGGCAGAACCUUGUUGCCCUGCGAGAUCAGCUCGCCGCGCUGCUGCAGUCCAAUCUGAAAUGCCGACCGGAGUGUCUGACGGAGGGUCUGAGCGAUCCCGCGGCCCAACCGCUGGUGUGGGUGGGCAAGUGGGUGGACUAUAGCGACAAGUACGGCUUCGGAUACCAGCUGUGUGACGAGAGUGUCGGCGUUAUGUUCAACGACACCACCAAACUCAUCAUGCUCUCCAAUGGAGUAAAUGUUCACUACAUUGACCGGCAUAGCACUGAAAAAUAUAUGACAAUGACUGACUACCCACCAGAGCUGGACAAAAAGAUGAAACUCCUUUCGUACUUCCGUAGAUACAUGACCGAGCAUCUUAUGAAAGCAGGAGCGUCAGUACAAGUUCGCGAGAGUGACGGUCUAUCGCGACUGCCUCACCUGCACCAGUGGUUCCGCACCACGCUCGCCGUCAUCAUGUAUCUCACCAACGGAACACUACAGAUCAACUUCCAAGAUCACACGAAGAUAAUAUUGUGCCCGCUGAUGCAGGCUGUCACGUAUAUUGAUGUGGAGAAGAACUUCCGCACGUUUAGGUUCAGCACCAUAGAGGAGCACGGCUGCGAUAAGAAACUGUACACGAACCUCACUUAUGCUUUAGAGAAAAUCAACAGCGUGCUUUCCACGAAACUCUGCUAGUGACUACUUAGACUUAAAUGAUUCUUAUAUUAAUCAGGAUCUUGUUAAUUAACUUCACAGGUUUUGUAUAAGGUCCCUAGUAUUAAUGCCCUUUUAUGACAAUUUGCUGAAAAUGAAAUGUCUAAAUGUACAAAUUUAAUGUUACACUGUCUUAGUUUAGUCGGCUGUCGGCCAAUGGACGUAUUUUUUUUACUAGGGACGCGCAUAGUUUUGUAGAGUGACCAAACAAUCGUAAAGCUGAAGAUGAAUCAGCGAAUUUUUCAUUUAAAUUGCCUGCACUUCUGUUCCUAUUGUUGAAACACUUGUAUAAAAACUGGACAUUCCACAGAUUAUCUUUAGAAAAACAAAGAUACAGUCGAACCUGAAUAAACUAGAACUGUAUGAGUGAGAAAACUAUAAGCGAGAGUUAUUGUCCGGUCCCGAUGGAAGACAUCCAUAACAAAGAAACUCAGGUUAGAGAGAAACUUCUAUA